AUGCUUUUAAGGCCAUAAACCAAGGCGGACUUACGUCUGUAGCUGUUCGUGGGAAAGAUUCUGCAGUAAUUGUAACACAGAAGAAAGUACCUGACAAGUUACUGGAUUCCAACACAGUGACUCAUUUAUUCAGAAUUACUGAAAAUAUUGGCUGUGUGAUGACAGGAAUGACAGCUGACAGCAGAUCCCAGGUGCAGAGAGCAAGGUAUGAGGCUGCUAACUGGAAGUACAAGUAUGGCUAUGACAUCCCUGUGGAUAUGCUGUGUAAAAGGAUUGCAGAUAUUUCUCAGGUCUAUACGCAAAAUGCUGAAAUGAGGCCUCUUGGUUGCUGUAUGAUUUUGAUUGGUAUUGAUGAAGAACACGGCCCUCAGGUGUACAAGUGUGAUCCGGCAGGUUACUAUUGUGGAUUCAAGGCCACAGCUGCAGGAGUUAAACAGACAGAGUCAACCAGUUUUCUUGAAAAGAAAGUAAAGAAGAAAUUUGAUUGGACAUACGAACAAACAGUAGAGACAGCAAUAACAUGCCUGUCUACUGUACUAUCCAUUGAUUUCAAACCUUCAGAAAUAGAAGUUGGUGUAGUUACAGUGGAAAAUCCUAAAUUCAGGAUCCUUACAGAAGCAGAGAUUGAUGUGCACCUUGUAGCUCUGGCAGAGAGAGACUAAUUAGCAUUCCCAUUUCCAUUGUCUGUGCUUCUGGCCAGGAUAUUUGGUGAAAAGAAAACACUUAUUAAUGGCUUUAGAUUAUGGGUGGAAAACAGUGUUCACUAUAUGAUGUAUUUUACUCUGUACAAAUAAAACAGAGGUUUUUGAAA
This is a messenger RNA of Pelecanus crispus (Dalmatian pelican), 811 nucleotides long. The record is from RefSeq and is a predicted model, not a curated record. Lineage: Eukaryota; Metazoa; Chordata; Aves; Pelecaniformes; Pelecanidae.